AGAUCGGAAGUGCGGAUUAGGUUGGCUGUGGUAACUCGCCGGCGUUCAGGCCUGGAUAGUUGUCAAAAGUUCGUCGUAGAAUAAAACGGAAGUCGAGGCUUUCAUGAGGCAGCGCUCGGGGCAGCUGUCUGGGCGGGGCGGGGCCUGUGUGUGCUGAUGCAUAAUAUCUAAAUAAUAAUAAAUUCUAAAAAUCUCGGCGGGGCGGGGCCACUCGUCAGUUCUACAAAUCUAUCAGAACAGUUACUGCUUCUCACUGAACGUAGCUACAUGCGGUCCCACAUCCAGUGCAAAAUAUACCAUUGAAAUAAAUAAGGGUAGAGCGGUCUAUUUGUGACCUGACGUAAAAGUGGAUACCGGAAGUGAUUCUCCACAGUCUAUUUUGUUACCGUUGCGGGACUACAGGCGCUUUCUGAUGACGGCGUAGAGUGACGGAUUGCUGAGCGUAUGGUGCACGUAUUGUGGGACUGGAAGAGAGAAAUUAGGUGUAGGAAAAGGAGAAGGCCAAAGGCUGUUGCCAGAGGUGCAGAAGAAGCAGGAAUCUAAACUGGAAAGGAGGAGAUUCUGACGCAAGUGAAGGCGGCGGCUCGUGUUUGGAUUGAUCCACCAUGUCUUUAGCAGAUGAGCUUCUGGCUGACCUUGAAGAGGCAGCUGAGGAAGAGGAAGGAAGCUUUGCAGAUGAGGAGGAUGAGCCUGCCAUUGAGGAUGUCCAAGAGGAGAUGCAAAUGGAUCUGGCAACUGAUUCAGUCAAGAGUAUUGCCAAGCUUUGGGACAGCAAGAUGUUUGCUGAAAUCAUGGUAAAGAUUGAGGAAUACAUCAGCAAACAGCCCAAAGCAUCAGAAGUUCUAGGCCCAGUUGAGGCUGCUCCUGAAUAUAGAGUCAUUGUGGAUGCCAACAAUCUUACAGUGGAGAUUGAGAAUGAGUUGAACAUUAUUCACAAAUUUAUCCGGGAUAAAUACUCUAAGCGAUUCCCAGAACUGGAAUCCCUUGUUCCUAAUGCUUUGGAUUAUAUCCGAACUGUCAAGGAACUGGGCAACAGCUUGGAUAAAUGCAAGAACAAUGAAAACCUUCAACAGAUCCUCACCAAUGCUACCAUUAUGGUGGUUAGUGUCACAGCAUCCACUACCCAAGGGCAACAGUUAACAGAAGAAGAACUGGAGCGCAUUGAGGAGGCCUGUGACAUGGCCCUGGAGCUGAAUCAGUCCAAGCAUCGCAUCUAUGAGUAUGUGGAAUCCCGCAUGUCCUUCAUUGCGCCCAACCUGUCCAUCAUUGUGGGGGCCUCCACUGCUGCAAAAAUUAUGGGUAUCGCUGGUGGCCUGACAAACCUCUCCAAGAUGCCCGCCUGUAACAUCAUGCUUCUGGGAGCCCAAAGGAAGACCCUCUCUGGAUUUUCCAGCACUUCUGUCCUCCCUCAUACUGGCUACAUCUACCAUAGUGACAUUGUACAGUCGUUGCCUCCAGAUUUGCGGAGGAAGGCUGCUCGCUUGGUGGCUGCAAAAUGCACACUGGCGGCACGUGUGGACAGCUUUCACGAAAGCCCAGAGGGGAAGGUUGGUUAUGACCUCAAGGAGGAGAUUGAAAGAAAAUUUGACAAGUGGCAGGAACCCCCUCCUGUUAAACAAGUGAAACCACUUCCUGCACCUUUGGAUGGACAAAGGAAGAAGCGUGGAGGCCGAAGGUAUCGUAAGAUGAAAGAGCGUCUGGGCUUGACAGAAAUACGUAAGCAGGCAAACCGGAUGAGCUUUGGAGAAAUUGAAGAAGAUGCUUACCAGGAAGACCUUGGGUUUAGCCUGGGCCACCUGGGCAAAUCAGGCAGUGGCCGUGUCCGACAGACACAAGUCAAUGAAGCUACAAAGGCGCGGAUCUCAAAGACUUUGCAGCGUACACUCCAAAAGCAGAGUAUGGUGUAUGGAGGGAAGUCGACCAUCCGGGACCGCUCCUCGGGUACUGCCUCCAGUGUGGCCUUCACUCCACUGCAGGGUUUGGAGAUCGUGAACCCACAAGCAGCUGAAAAGAAAGUCGCUGAAGCCAACCAAAAGUAUUUCUCCAGCAUGGCUGAGUUCUUAAAGGUGAAGAGUGAGAAGAGUGGAAUCAUGUCGACCUCCUAAUCUUCUCUUCCUCCUGGCAUGGAUGCUGCUUCUCUUAAUUUGCAUAAAACAGAUUCAGGUGGAAGGGUUCUGUAUGCAGGAGGCGGGCCUUUCCUCAUGGACUGACAAAGACUGGGGAGUUCUGAAGAAACGGGUGUCACCUCAGGAUAUCAUGGGCCAAGUCCUCUUCAUUAUUUUUUUUCUUUUUUCACCAAAAGAAUCUCUGUAGAGAACUUCCUGCUCUUGUUGCAGCUGUCUGUUGCGUAAUAGAGAGCAUAGCCCCAGGUCUCAUUCCCAAUCAGGUUGAUACAGUGUGAGCUUUUUUUUUUUUUUAAGAGGCUUGGAAGGGCUAACUUAAGGUAGCAGCUGAGAAAUGAUUAUACCCUCUGUCACUUUUGAUCCUCCUAUGUUAGACUUCCACUGGGGGAAUCUAGAAUUUUCCUUUUCUUGAAAACAUUUCUAUAUCCUGGAGGAUGAGGCCUGUGUCAGAGGAAAUAAAUUGAACAAGAUGACUCUGGAGUGAUGUUUAAUCCCUUUGCUUGUUCAGUUGGGAGCCUCCAGCAAUUGCUCCUUCACCUACUCCUGCCACUUGCUGCCAAAAGGAAUCUUCUGAUUGGUGUUGAAUAUACAUCUCCAUGUAGAAGUAGCUUUGUUUGCCCUGCAUUUGGAGGGGAGGUGGGAACCCUGCUGGGACUUGGCAGAUUAUGAUGAGUUACUGCAUUGAAUAAGGACACCAAACUAGUGAAGUAACUUGUAUAGAGAAAUCUGAACAGCACUGAAUUGUUCCAGAUAGCCCCAUAUGCAUACAGAUAUACACAGGGUCCCCUCAAAUAUGCAAGAAUGAAUAGCUCUUCAGUAGAUCAGAAGUGGUGCGGAAGAAUUGGAAGAUAACUGAAUUGUGGCUCUCCCUGUACAAUGCCUAAGCAAGAGACCACAUUUUCAUAGUGUUUUACCUGGUAUUGUGGAUGGGGAGAGAACAGAUGCUACAAACUGUGGUUACCUGUUUUUUACAAGGAGGAUGUCUGGCCUAAAAAAAUUGCUUUCUAUUUAGAUUUGUAUAGUCUAAGUUCAGGGACUCCUGGCAAGAAAGCAGCAGCUGAGUUUGUAGAGUGUAUUUAAACAGCUGUAACAUCAAAUUUUAUUUGUCUCAAUGUGUGAAUUUUUUUAAAAAAGAAAAAUAGAAAUAGAACUCCAUUUGAACCUG
This is a messenger RNA of Heteronotia binoei (common prickly gecko), 3288 nucleotides long. RefSeq names its product pre-mRNA processing factor 31 (gene PRPF31). The coding region runs from base 606 to 2105 and encodes 499 amino acids. NCBI's taxonomy places the organism in Eukaryota, Metazoa, Chordata, Lepidosauria, Squamata, Gekkonidae. The record is from RefSeq and is a predicted model, not a curated record. Gene Ontology annotation, cellular component: U4/U6 x U5 tri-snRNP complex; precatalytic spliceosome; U4 snRNP. Gene Ontology annotation, biological process: mRNA splicing, via spliceosome; spliceosomal tri-snRNP complex assembly. The transcript is spliced from 14 exons.